Tremella mesenterica DSM 1558 is the source of this 2397-nucleotide messenger RNA. RefSeq lists its product as uncharacterized. The annotation marks the transcript as partial. NCBI's taxonomy places the organism in Eukaryota, Fungi, Basidiomycota, Tremellomycetes, Tremellales, Tremellaceae. The transcript is spliced from 8 exons. The record is from RefSeq and is a predicted model, not a curated record.
AAGGUCUUGCCUCAAACUCCCUCCAAAGGUCAAGCCUCACCAUCAGGAGGACAGACCGGUCAAUUUGCAGAAUUUGGUGCUCUUCCAGCUCCUAGAUCAUUUACAGUCGGUGGACCAACUUAUAGACCUCCGACACCUCCUACUUCCCCACGACAAGAAUCACCACCUUUACUACCUCCCAAAUACUCCUUCCUACCUACUCGGAUACCACCCGUUACCACUUCGUCGUCCAAUUCGAUCGAUUCUUUUGGAUACAGCACCGAUGAGGUUACUUCAGGUAGGAAGUAUGGGAUACUAGGGGAAGUUGGCGCGAGGGUAAUCUUGAGCUUGGAAGAUGUAGGGCAGCUCAUACAGGAUGUAGGGAAGCAACUUGAGAAACGAGGAUUGGCAACCGCUUUACUGUUCUCUAAUCAAGCAUUGGAUGUCAAUCAAACGAGAAUAAAGAUGCUCAUAGAGUCUUACAUGAGUUCUCUGACAGACAAUGGUUCUCGCACAAAAUCAUCAGACUUUGCACAGGAUAUUAAAUUCGCCAAAGAACACGAACUCGCUUGGCUUCUUCGAUGGGGACUAAGUCGUAUUACCCGUAUCCGAGAGGGAACUCGGGAGCUAUGUCAUGGUGUGCUAGAAUGGGAGGUCUACGAAGAAUGGCGAGGUCGUGAACGAGCUGCCAAUUACCCUGCCGACGCUUUCCCCUCCCUCGCUGCUCUCGUAGCGGAGACCGUCUACUCGAAAAUUCUCCACCCGAUCUUUAGACUCUUGGCAAGAUUCGCUGCUCACUCCCAUCUCUCCGGACUCACCCCUCAUUCUUUAUCCUCUCUUUUCGCUCCUCUCUUGUUCGACAUCCCAGCAUCUUCAUCCGCCAUGUCCGCUCACGCCGCAUACGUACGUGCAGCGUGUGCUACGGAACAUCUUCUCCUCUCCCACAUACGUUCCUCCGGCUCGAAUAAGACUGGUCUUGGAGUUAGUGAUCUUCCCGCUCGACUUCAAGAGUGGGUCCGAGGUUAUCCAUCCAUGGUAGCGUCAGAUGCCGAUUUAGCACGAGGCCAACCAAGACGAGGUGCCCGUGUGGUCCGCUGCGAACGUGCCUCGCGACAAGUUCGAGCAUACUCCCGUGAUCUGGUCGUACAGGCGGAGCUAUGGGCUCAAGACGUUCCGGGGAAAUGGGAAGCAUGGGAAAGGGUCGUACUGAAGAACAAACGGGGCAAUGCGGCUAGACCAAAAUUUUCGUCAGAUUAUAGAAAGAAAAUGUUGGUCAAGGACAUGCUUCCCCUUCCUGCUUCCAGCAGCGAACUGGGUAGAAAAAUCUCAUAUGGUAAGGCAGCACGACCAGGAACCAUCAAAGGCAAGCUGGAUGGGAGACCGCUCGAGGAAGAUGGGGAUGGCGCGAGGUGGGGAAGUUUGGCUGGGAAAGAAUGGAGCAUGUUCGAGGAGGGUGGUUUUGAUGCUGCUGCGGGGGAGAAGAAGGAGGAUAUUAGGAGUAAACUUCAGUUUGAUCUGAGUGAAAGUGCAAAGAACAGUCUCAAAGCUAGAAGAGAUACGAUGGACUGGACCGAGUUCGCCUCCAGUACAGGCGGUUUCAACCGUACCGACCCCCUACUCGACAUAUCACUCACCUUUUCACAGCCCAUCGCGGUAUCCAUUACCGAAUGGCCGAAAGAACGUGACGAACUACGUAAAAAGCUUCAAAAAUCUCAGAAAGAAGCUGUCCCGUUCGCCUACGACACCACCCCGAAAGUUGGCACCGAGGUAGCCCUGGAUCCUCAUGCUCGGGCCGAUAGUACGGGGAGGGUAUAUAUCGAAGAGUCUUUCGUAGAUGUAUGGGCGGACUUGAUGAUGGGUGGGGGAUGGAUGGACAGGGAUGAGUUGACGUUCAAAGAGGCAAAUUGGGCUGUGAUUGAAUACAAAGCUCGCCCUGGUAGACCAGAAUCGGGCUCCCUAGAUCCAAGGGAAGAUCCUCGAACUUCCGACCUGUACUUUCUGUUCGAAGAGAGAGUCCCUUUCGAAUAUCAAAUGGCCAUCGCCGAUCCGAAAAUGAAGAAAACAUUCGCUACACUUUUCACACCCAAAUCGAAGAAACGUACCACCUCACAACUUCACGCCCUCCCCGUUACGCCAGAAAACGAUUUUGACAGAAUGCUCAUGUCUCGAUCUCAAACACGUAAACUCACACUGGAUUCUGCAGCUCCCAAAGCCACUGUAUAUCAUAUGAAUGCCGAUCCUGGAUCACCUACCAAACCUGUUUCUCCAUCAAAGACAAAUACUUCCUCCAAGACUGUCCGUCCUCGUUCUAGAUCGGGAGUGAGAAGAGAUUCAGUGGAAGAAGCUAAGGUCCAUGAAGGCAAAGCGAGCUUUUUCGGAACGAAGACGGUGAGAAGGGUCAAGACUGAUGAGUCACAG